Molecule: messenger RNA, 795 nt
Organism: Colletotrichum spaethianum
Lineage: Eukaryota; Fungi; Ascomycota; Sordariomycetes; Glomerellales; Glomerellaceae
Product: gluconate 5-dehydrogenase
Exons: 1
Coding region: 1-795 (264 amino acids)
Molecular function (GO): oxidoreductase activity
Source: RefSeq, a predicted model, not a curated record
AUGGCUAGGAAUUUGAGCGCCCUACCAGCAUAUCUGACCCGUUUGUUUAGUCUCGCAGGCAGGACAGCCGUCGUCACGGGUGGCAGUUCAGGCAUAGGCAAGGAAAUUGCGCUCGCCCUUGGGCAGAGCGGUGCAAGUGUCAUACUCAUCGCGCGCCGAGCGAAGCCUCUCACAUCAACUAUCGAGCAACUCACCCAGCUCGGUGUACCUGCGACAUCAAUAACAGCAGACCUCUCCAAUCUUGCAGACCUCAACCACGCCAGCGCCCGCAUCAAAUCUGCUCACGGGGUACCUGAUAUCUUGGUCAACGCUGCUGGAGUGUCCCAUCGCCCACCCAUGUCGCGGAUAACGCAAGGAGACUGGGACUAUACCAUCGCGGCAAACCUUACGGCGCCAUUCGCACUAGGCCAGGCAUUCGGACCAGGGAUGGCUGAACGCGGAAGCGGCCGCAUAAUCAACAUUGUCAGCCAACAAUCAUUUCGCGCCUUCAAUAACAGUGGCGCCUAUGGUGCUGCAAAAGGCGGUUUGGUAUCGCUUACACGCUCUCAGGCCGAGGCAUGGUCGCGAAGCGGGGUUCUGUGUAACGCUAUCGCCCCGGGACUCGUAGAGACGCCGAUGACGGAGGAGGUGCUCGCUGAGCCGGAAACAGCGGGAGCACAUGCGGCACGUACGAUGAUCGGAAGGAACGGUGUGGUAGAAGAUUUUGCCGGGGUUGCAGUGUGGUUGGCAAGCGAUGCGAGUGCUGCGGUCACAGGGCAAACGAUCUUCGUUGAUGGGGGAUACUCAGCUACUUAG